Molecule: messenger RNA, 5433 nt
Organism: Myotis lucifugus (little brown bat)
Lineage: Eukaryota; Metazoa; Chordata; Mammalia; Chiroptera; Vespertilionidae
Gene: MCF2L
Product: MCF.2 cell line derived transforming sequence like
Exons: 30
Coding region: 360-3728 (1122 amino acids)
Biological process (GO): positive regulation of Rho protein signal transduction; intracellular signal transduction
Cellular component (GO): cytoplasm; extrinsic component of membrane
Molecular function (GO): guanyl-nucleotide exchange factor activity; protein binding
Source: RefSeq, a predicted model, not a curated record
CCUCCAGCUCCCGGCCCUUCCCCUUUCCUGGUGUCUCCCCUUCUUGCCUGCAUGUCCCUCUCCGUCCCCCUCUCCCCGCCCUCCCUCCUCUCUCUCUGCCUUUCUCUGUGCCUCUGACACACACCACAGUUUAAAUAUGGAUGAAUCCCUCAGCACAUCGCUUUCUGUGCUCUGAGAAACAAAGGUUUCUGCGUGUUGGAAACUGACUUUUUUUUUCCAAGCACGUGACCGCCAGCCCCUCGGUUGUCUGCUGAUGUGCGAAGCCGUGUGGGGGCUGACCCAGACUGGUGGCUCGUGCGGCAGUGUUUCCGCCGAGUGACAGGUGUGUCCGUCUGUCUGCUCUCCCCGCAGAUGAAAUCAUGCACCAGGACAUCACCCCGCUCUGCGCUGCCGACAUCCAGGACCAGCUGAGGAAGCGCUUUGCUUACCUGUCUGGUGGGCGGGGGCAGGACGGCAGCCCCGUCAUCACCUUCCCGGACUACCCGGCCUUCAGCGAAGUGCCCGACAAGGAGUUCCAGAAUGUCAUGACCUAUCUCACCAGCAUCCCCAGCUUGCAAGAUGCUGGCAUCGGAUUCAUCCUGGUCAUAGACCGAAGGCAGGACAAAUGGACCUCCGUGAAGGCGUCAGUCCUGCGAAUAGCAGCAUCCUUCCCGGCAAACCUCCAGCUCGUCCUUGUUCUGCGACCAACAGGAUUUUUCCAAAGGACUCUCUCUGACCUCGCUUUCAAAUUCAACAGAGAUGACUUUAAGAUGAAGGUUCCAGUCAUAAUGCUGAGCUCAGUACCAGAAUUACACGGUUACAUCGACAAGUCCCAGUUGACCGAGGACCUGGGCGGGACCCUGGAUUACUGCCACACCAGGUGGUUGUGUCACCGCACGGCCAUCGAAAGUUUCGCCCUCAUGGUUAAGCAGACGGCCCAGAUGCUGCAGUCCUUCGGGACCGAGCUGGCCGAAACGGAACUGCCCAACGACGUCCAAUCGACGAGCUCGGUGCUCUGUGCACACACGGAGAAGAAAGACAAAGCAAAGGAGGACAUGAGGCUGGCGCUGGACGAGGGGCAGAGCAUCCUGGAGAGCAUCAGGGAGCCUCUGUCCAAGAGCCCGGAGCAGAGCCUGAACCAGGACCAGCUGGACAACCAGACCACCGUGCAGAGGCUCCUGGCCCAGCUGAAUGAAACUGAGGCUGCCUUUGAUGAGUUUUGGGCAAAGCAUCAGCAAAAACUCGAACAGUGUCUGCAGCUCCGGCAUUUUGAGCAGGAUUUCCGGGAGGUCAAGGCCGCCUUAGACGUGUUGGCUCAGAAGAUAGCGACCUUCACGGACGUGGGCAACAGCCUGGCACACGUGGAGCACCUCCUGAAGGACCUUGCCAGCUUCGAGGAGAAGUCCAGCGCGGCGGUGGCGCAGGCUCGCACCCUGUCCCUGGACGGGGAGCAGCUCAUCGACAACAAGCACUACGCCGUGGACUCCAUCCGCCCCAAGUGCCACGAACUCCAGCACCUCUGCGACCAGCUUGCCGCCGAGGUCGCGCAGAGGAGGGGUCUGCUCAACAAGUCCCUGGAGCUGCACGGCCUCCUGGAGGCGUCCAUGAAAUGGUGCGAUGAGGGGAUUUACUUGCUGGCCUCGCAGCCCGUGGACAAGUGCCAAUCCCAGGAUGGUGCGGAGGCAGCCCUCCAAGAAAUUGAGAAGUUUUUGGAGACCGGUGCAGAAAAUAAGAUCCAGGAGCUCAAUAAAAUUUACCAGGACUACGAACCCAUCCUCACCCAAGACCUGAUGGAACACGUACAGAAGGUCUUCCAGAAGCAAGAGAGUAUGGAAGAGAUGUUUCACCGGAGGCAGGCGAGCCUGAAGAAGCUGGCGGCCAAGCAGACGAGGCCCGUGCAGCCCGUGGCCCCCCGGCCCGAGGCGCUCACGAAGUCGCCCUGCCCCUCCCCAGGUGUCCGGAGAGGUUCUGAGAACAACAGUUCUGAGGGCAACGCACUCCGGAGAGGGCCCUACCGGAGGGCCAAGAGUGAAAUGAGUGAGAGCCGGCAGGGCCGGAGCAGCUCCACGGGGGACGAGGAGGAAAGCCUGGCCAUCUUGCGGAGGCACGUGAUGAACGAGCUGCUUGACACGGAGCGGGUCUACGUGGAGGAGCUGCUCUGUGUCCUGGAGGGCUACGCUGCCGAGAUGGACAAUCCACUGAUGACGCAUCUCAUCUCAGCCGGCCUUCAAAACAAGAAGGACGUCUUAUUCGGAAACAUGGAAGAAAUCUACCACUUUCAUAACAGAAUAUUCCUGAGGGAGCUAGAAAACUACAUAGACUGCCCAGAGCUGGUUGGAAGGUGUUUUCUAGAAAGGAUGGAGGAGUUCCAGAUCUACGAGAAGUACUGUCAGAACAAGCCCCGCUCCGAGAGCCUGUGGAGGCAGUGCUCUGACUGCCCGUUCUUCCAGGAAUGCCAGAAGAAACUGGACCACAAGCUGAGCCUGGACUCCUACCUGCUGAAGCCAGUCCAGAGGAUCACCAAAUACCAGCUGCUCCUCAAGGAAAUGUUGAAAUACAGCAAGAGCUGCGAGGGGGCUGAGGACCUGCAGGAGGCGCUGAGCUCCAUCCUGGGCAUCCUCAAGGCCGUGAAUGACUCCAUGCACCUCAUCGCCAUCACAGGCUAUGACGGGAACCUGAGCGACCUGGGCAAGCUGCUGAUGCAGGGCUCCUUCAGUGUCUGGACGGACCACAAGAAGGGCCACGCCAAGGUGAAGGACCUGGCCAGGUUCAAGCCCAUGCAGCGACACCUGUUCCUGCACGAGAAGGCCGUGCUCUUCUGCAAGAAGCGGGAGGAGAACGGGGAAGGGUACGAGAAGGCCCCGUCCUACAGCUACAAGCAGUCCUUAAAUAUGGCAGCUGUUGGCAUCACAGAGAACGUGAAAGGGGAUGUGAAGAAGUUUGAGAUCUGGUACAACGCCAGGGAGGAAGUUUACAUCAUACAGGCACCGACUCCUGAGAUUAAAGCAGCGUGGGUGAAUGAGAUCCGCAAGGUGCUGACCAGCCAGCUGCAGGCUUGUCGAGAGGCCAGCCAGCACAGGGCGCUGGAGCAGUCCCAGAGCCUGCCUCUGCCAGCAUCGUCCAACACGAGUCCUUCGAAAGGGAAUGCAAGAAACGUCAAAAAGUUGGAAGAAAGAAAAACUGACCCCCUCAGCCUGGAAGGAUAUGUGAGCUCAACGACAUUGCCAAAGCCCCCUGAAAAGGGCAAAGCUUCUCCUACCAGUCCUGACAAAAAAGCUAAGCGACAUGAAGUUAAGAGCGAUCCAACGCCUUUUGGGUUACGAGGUUGGAGCAAAACAUCUCACCCAUUGGAGGCCCCUGAGGACAACGACGGCUGGUCGAGUGCUGAGGAGCCGAUUAAUUCCUCAGAUGCGGAGGAAGAAGGCGGAGUGGGCCCCAGGAAGCUGGUUCCAGGGAAGUACACCGUGGUGGUGGACGACGAGAAGGGAAGCCCCAACACGCUGGCCGUGAGAAGCGGAGACGUGGUGGAGGUGGUCCAGGAGGGCGAGGAGGGCCUUUGGUAUGUCAGGAACCUGACCUCCAGCAAGGAGGGCUGGGUGCCGGCCAGCAGCCUGUCCAUGCUCCUCGGCAAGUCCAGCUCGGCGCAGUGCUUGAGCAGCCCAGAGUCCAGCGCAGGGUCCGCUCUGCUGAGCAACUCCUCCAGCUGCAGCGAGAGCUGCGGCGCCCCCCUCUCUGACCUGCAGGGGUAGCACCCGCCGGGCCCCCCGGUGCAGGAGGCCAGCCUGCGGACCCCUAAGUUUUCCUUUGCUUGGGCUUGCCUAGUUUGGUGAGGGGACGGUGCUCUAAGACGCCCUGGACAAGGAGGACCCUGACAAGACCCGGUCGAGGAGCUGCCGCUGCCCACGGAACCUCGUGGUGCAGGACGUGGGGACAUGCAGAGCAAAGGCUCAGGAAGAGUCUGCCCUCCAGCCUCCACGCCAGGAUCCCCUCCCAGGGCACAGGCCCCGGCUCCCAGGGGAAGACCAGAACACCAAGCUUCCUGGGAAAAUCGGAAAGUCUGGGGGUGCUGCAGGCCAACAGACCACCUGUGAAGAAGGGCUCCGAGAAGGGGCCACCCCUUCCGGCCUCCGCCAGGCAGCCAGGGAGGAGCCGGUCCCCACCGCUCUGCUUCGGUUUCUGACAUUUCUGGUCCGGUGCUUUCGCGGGGAUGUGCAUACUAUGGGGCUGCUUCCAAAAGCCGUCACUGAUUCACUGACCCAACAGCUUGAAGAGAGAGGGGGUAGGGGGGACUUUUUUGUCUUUUACACAUUUUUUUUAAAGCAGGGACGAAUCCCACGGCCAUUUUUCAUGGUACUUUGGCCUCUGAUCUUUACCAAGAAUCACUGUGUUUACAUGAAAUGACAAUUUGAUACCGCAUUUGAUAUGAAACUAUUUUUUUGUUACUGGGGUUUACAUGGCAGCACGUUGUACAUGCCGCAGAAUGGUUUGGGGGACUCUCUCGUGGAAAUUGACGGCAGCCUCUGAAGCCCACCUGGUAGCAGGUGAAUGAAACUAUGUCCCUUGAUAAAAUCAGGCAGCAUUUCUACACACGAAAGCAAUUAGAAACCAAGGAAAUGUCUUUACCUGUGUAGUUAAUUUUCGAAAGGACAUUUAAACUAUAAUUUAAAAUACUAACCUUCUUUUCUACAAAAAAAAAAAAGUGGGGACUCUUGAUUUUUUUUUUAACAAGCUUCACUGAAUUAGGAUUUUUAAAUUGUUUUUAAAAAAAUACAUAAAGAUGCAUUUUCUGCAGGGUAUCAUCUGAACCAAUGAUGUCAUAUGUAGCUUAGUGCAAACCUGAGCUCGACUCGCCUCUGCCUCUUCCAACCUCCUCCACCUGCACACGGAGUAAAAUCGCCCUGCGUGUUCUGUAUAAAAUCACCCGGAGUAUAGAAAUUUAAAGGUGCAGAGUUUAUUUUAUUCCAAUCAAAGCAGAACUGGAAAGAAAACUCUUCUGUUUUACCUUUUUUGUGUGUCUCAGAAACACCUUCUGUUCUUUGGAAACACGCUCUGUAUCGGCUGGGGCAGAUAUUUUUAUAUGUGUGUAUAUAUGUCGAUGCGUGUACAUAUGUAUCCAAUGUAAGGGAUGUAUUUAUAGCCUCCAUGCUGCUGGAAAUUGUCACUUUACAGCCCUCCCUGAGCCCGGGCCCUGCCGUAGCGAGGCCGACAGGCCUCCUCCCACCACCAUGGGCAAGGCCUCAUCGCCAGCCAGGCCUUGGAGUGUGGUAAUAAACCAGUAAAUGUGCAAGACCUGGCAGCUUUUCUUCUGGUGUAUAAAUUAUUUGGAAAAAAAAAUGAUGUGUCUCAUAAUUUAAUUAAUAUAUUGAUUGUUCAGACACCGUUCCUGCCAUCUCAGCCCGGGAUUGCCCACCAUUUUUUGUGAUCGCUUCCUCAUAAAGGCACUUUAAAACCUCA